UCAUGCAUUACUACCAUUUCCUUGUUUAAACACCAUCUGAUUCCAACCCUUUCUCGUCAAUCUUCUCGCUCACUGUCACACACGAACACACAUACUCGAACUGCAGCCAUGGUUUUUCUUUCCCACCAAGCUGCAUUAAACGAAUCAUUUAUCGUGAAGCCAUGCAGACCCUCAGCCAUGUUCACGGGGGUCCCAGAGGUUGAUCUCUCGGACCCUCGGGCCAAGACUCUCAUAGUCAAGGCCUGCCAACACUUUGGUUGCUUCAAAUUAGUUAACCACAGUGUUCCACAGAGUUUGGUCACCAAUUUGCAAAAUGAAGCACUCAAGUUUUUCAGGCUACCACAGUCUAAGAAAGACAAGACAGGGCCUCCUGACCCUUAUGGCUAUGGCAGCAAGAGAAUUGGCUCGAAUGGUGAUGUGGGUUGGCUCGAAUACCUCCUCCUCAACGCCAAUCCUGAUGUUAUUUCCCCAAAGUCACUUCUCCUUCUUGAACAAAACUCAGAAAAUUUCAGGCUGACAAGGGAUGAGAGAAGUGAUUGCUGUUUGAGGGUUAAUCAUUACCCGGCAUGUCCAGAGCUUGAAGAAGCUGAAAUAUUGAGUGGAGGAAGUUUAAUUGGGUUUGGUGAACACACAGACCCUCAAAUAAUAUCUGUCGUGAGAGCCAACAACAUAACAGGACUUCAAAUCUGUCUCCAAGAUGGGACUUGGGCUUCAAUUCCACCGGAUGACACUUCUUUCUUUGUCAUUGUUGGUGACCUCUUGCAGGUUAUGACGAAUGGGAGAUUUAAAAGUGUAAAGCAUAGGGUAUUGGCUAACUCGAGCACGUCUAGGUUGUCAAUGAUCUACUUUGGAGGACCACCCUUAGAUGAAAAGAUUGCUCCUUUACCUUCACUCGUGUCAAAGGAAGAAGAGAGUUUGUACAAAGAAUUCACAUGGAAAGAAUACAAGAAUGCUGCGUACAACUCAAGGCUGUCUGAUAAUAGGCUCAGCCUCUUCGAAAAAUCUUGUAAAUAGAAAAUCACUUAUGUUUCUCCAUUGUGAUUGUAUAUCGUGGUAAGAACUGGUUUCAAAGAGUUCACUCUCUACUUGAACAAACAUGUGAGGAAGGA
Cajanus cajan (pigeon pea) is the source of this 1109-nucleotide messenger RNA. The record is from RefSeq and is a predicted model, not a curated record. Lineage: Eukaryota; Viridiplantae; Streptophyta; Magnoliopsida; Fabales; Fabaceae.